AUGGGAAGUGACGUUCAGCGGAUAUACAUUGAUAUGGUAGAAGCUGCCUCCCUCACCUGGUUUGGAAGAAACAUCGCGGCAGGGGCAUCGGAAGAAGUUGACGACGAUGGCAACGACAAUGGCACUCGACCUUCCUCUCGCGAUGAGUCUCAACCAUCUUUCUCUGUCGCUCGGCAAGAGCUGCAUAGCACUUUUUCAUCUGAACCUCACUUUUGGCUCACCACGCCACGGCUGCAAUUCACCGCUCUGGCUGCGUAUUCCAACACUGAAAUUCUCGCCUCGUCUGAUUUAAUUCUUGUAAUUCACUUUCCUCUCCAGACAAUGUCCCCCGCCGGGUCCGGAUCGCUUGGCCUGGUCCUACUUGCCCACACCACUCGCUGCAUCAUCACGAUUUCGUACUUCUGCAUCGACCUGGCCAACGCCAACCUUCGCCUUUUCUCUCUUUGGGCCAAGUCUUGUUUUCUCGCGGCUAGUCUCAACUUCCAUUCCUUCACUCAGUCCAUCGCCAUCAUUGUUGCCUCUUCAAAGCACGCCCUUGGAGCCAGCCAGGUAACUAUCACCGUCCUCAUUUGGGCGAUUCCCUACAUCAUUUUCCUUGAGUGCGUCCUGUAUGUUGCCGCACUCAUCAUUCUGCUGGAAAAAUGCGAGACCGUCUAUCUGCAUCUUCGACCUCUUGGGCCUGUCCAGCGUAGCAGCGGACCGGAUCUUGAGCGUGCCGAAGCAAUCACCGUCGUUUCGAGCAUCAACGACACCGAAAAACAAUACUCAGACAUCUCCCAGCCGACCUCAGACGCUGAUUCGGGAAGAGGCCAUUCGACUCUUGGCCCUACUCGACAAGGUGGUAUCCUCAAGACUUCCCAAGCAAGCAAAGCUUAUGGAGCCCUCGAGUCUGUCAAUCCCGACCAUCGAAAAUCCCAAGGAGAAACCAACCCGCCUCUUCAGCGGCAGGAUGUCCUAUCCGGUCGUGGAAGCUACCAACCAUAUCUCACUUCUCAAAGACAAGCUACUGUCAAAGAUCGUCGAGUAUUGGGGGAGAUUUCCCACGCCAACGCUGACAAUACGCGCAUUCCAUAUUCAGAUGUGGCCGUUCUUACGCAGUGCGAGAGACUUCAUUCCCAAGAGAACCAGCUCAUAUCGCCUUCAGAAACAGCAGCCCAAUUGUCCAUGGCAAGAUCUCAUGGAGUUAGACGACUGUCAGCCAGUUUCACCACAGGCGGACCGUUGUCCAGCAAUCCAACUAUCGCCAGCUUCCCCGUCAUGGCCAUCAAAAAUACCACACACCUGCGAGGGCCGCCUCAUACAUCCGUGCCUCCCGAAAUCGAAAGAGGUGCGGAAGAGACGAUUGAAAGUUCUAGGAGAAACAGCCCUGAACUCGGAGGUCGUCAAAAGCAAUCAAGAUCGCCCAAAGGCGGAAUAGAGAAGCAGCGACUACCUAAAUCUCGCACUUUUACCGUUCUGUCCAACCUCACCGCCUCUCUCUCUAGAACAUCUCUAGCCAGCUUCACGGGAAGUGAUCGUAAGGCCUCUCUGCAGACAGUGGCAUCUCGCAAGACCAGCAGUUCUUCGACUCUUACAACUAGCAUUCCGACUAGAACCCCCACCCCCAUGUCUCCUGAGGUCAACCCACUCAUCAUUACGACAGCGCAGCCAUCGGCUUACUGGUCAGGUCGUUUCAUGUCUCUACAGGAUCGUUUCCAAGGCGAAUCCCUUCAAGAGCAGACUCUAUCAAUCUUUGUCACAGCCCACGCCUCCAAGGCCAGUAUUCUUGCGCAACAACGUGCCGCCUAUCAAGGCCGUGGCAAUCUACCUCUCAGCACCACAACAGCCCUCGACCGCUACGGCACUGCCGCUAUCCAAGAAGCUAAGCGACUCUCGGACGAAGAUAAUUGCAGUCUCCGCAUCUUCCUCCACCUCCAAGCACUUUGCGGUACACCCGAGGCCCAGAAAAGCUUGCACGCAUGGCAAGAGGCGUAUGCUCGAAGAACGGGACGCAGCGUGCUCCUGCCAGAAGGCACGAACUCGGACAGGGGGUUCGUUGCGCGGCUCUUUAGUGGAAGCGGAGGUGGAAGACGGAGCUUCGGCAGCUCCCAGUUGGAGAGAGAAGCUGGUAAAGGCAAGCAAGGGAACGCCAUGCGAGCAAGCAUUAUGUGA
This is a messenger RNA of Colletotrichum lupini, 2151 nucleotides long. RefSeq lists its product as uncharacterized. Bases 1 to 2151 code for a protein of 716 amino acids. The record is from RefSeq and is a predicted model, not a curated record. NCBI's taxonomy places the organism in Eukaryota, Fungi, Ascomycota, Sordariomycetes, Glomerellales, Glomerellaceae. The transcript has 3 exons.